Grammomys surdaster is the source of this 1356-nucleotide messenger RNA. Its product is annotated as zinc finger protein 813-like. Gene Ontology annotation, biological process: regulation of DNA-templated transcription. Bases 1 to 1356 code for a protein of 451 amino acids. The transcript has 5 exons. NCBI's taxonomy places the organism in Eukaryota, Metazoa, Chordata, Mammalia, Rodentia, Muridae. The record is from RefSeq and is a predicted model, not a curated record. Gene Ontology annotation, cellular component: nucleus.
AUGGCCCUUGUCAGUAAGCUACCUUUUGCUAUUUUGUAUCAAGCCGGUCUCCGUGUUUCCUCGGGUGCGCUCAACACCGGACCAGAAAAGGAAAGAAAGUUCUCUGGGAGAAAUGUUCUGGUUUCUGUUCUCCACUUCUCUUCAGGACGUCCACCUGCCAGGCAAGCACCUAGGAGAAGAAGAACAAAAAGAAUGAGUGCUUCCCUGGUAAACACUCCGCAGGCUCAUUUAACCUUUAAGGAUGUGGCUGUGGUCUUCUCACUGGAGGAAUGGGAAUGUCUCAAUUUUGCUCAGAGGGCAUUGUACAUGGAUGUGAUGUUGGAGAAUUACAACAAUCUAUUGUUUGUGGACAAUCAUCGCAUAUGUGGAAUGUAUGGGAAGGUCUUGGAUCAAGACAUACAGUACAUUGUCCAUGAGCAUGUGAAUAUCCAAGAAAAGUCUUCUAAAUUCAAUGAACUUAGCAAUAUAAUUCACGAAUCUACCCAAAGUACACAUCAUAAAACUCAUGACAGAGAUGCAUCUCUUCAAUUCUCAAACCUAAAAAUAGUUAAAACUGGGAACACUGAAGAAGUUUCCAAGUAUAAAGAAUGUGCAAAUGGUUUAAAUAUGUGUUCAAACAUUAGUCUCAAUCAAGGAAUCCUCAUAGGAAAGAAAGAACGCAAUAGAAAUACAGAAUUUCAUAAGGUUUUUCUCUCUAAACAUAAACCAUUGGUGAAACAAAAUAAUAGUGGAGUGAAUCUUGACAAAUGUAGUGAACCUGACAAAUGUUUUGCUCAGAGAAACAGUCUUCAACGUCAGCAGAGCUUUUAUCCAGGAAAGAAACCUCACAAAUGUAGUGAAUGUGAAAAAUAUUUUACACAAAAAUUCAAGCUUAGAAUGCAUCAGAGAUUUCAUACACAAAGGAAACUUUACAAAUGCUUUCAAUGUGACAAGUGCUUUGCCCAAAAAUCUGAUCUUAGCAUACAUCGGAGAAUUCAUACAGGAGAGAAACUUUACAAAUGCAAUGACUGUGACAAAUGCUUUACUCAAAAAGGCAGGCUGAAAAUUCAUCUAAGAAUUCACAAAGGAGAGAAACCUUACAAAUGUAGUGAAUGUGACAAAUGCUUUACUCAAAAAUCCCAUCUUAGUAUUCAUCAGAGAUUUCACACAGGAGAGAAACCUUACAAAUAUAGUGAAUGUGACAAAUGCUUUACUGAAAAAUGCAAUUUGAGCAGGCAUCAGAGAAUUCAUACGGGAGAGAAACCUUACAAAUGUAGUGAUUGUGGCAAAUGCUUUACUCAAAAAGGCAGUCUAAGACAGCAUCAGAGAAUUCAUACAGGAGAGAAACCUUACAAAAGCCAUGAAUGUGACAAAUAA